This is a messenger RNA of Biomphalaria glabrata, 936 nucleotides long. RefSeq names its product 40S ribosomal protein S4-like. Gene Ontology annotation, molecular function: structural constituent of ribosome; RNA binding. NCBI's taxonomy places the organism in Eukaryota, Metazoa, Mollusca, Gastropoda, Planorbidae. The transcript has 7 exons. Gene Ontology annotation, cellular component: ribosome; cytosolic small ribosomal subunit. Gene Ontology annotation, biological process: translation. The record is from RefSeq and is a predicted model, not a curated record. Bases 97 to 885 code for a protein of 262 amino acids.
GUUUUAUUCGUUGCGAAGGGCAUUGAUUUUAGUCGUCGAGGUUUUUUAUUUUUCAAGAUACGAUCUUUGUAAUUCCUUUUCCGGUUCGGCUUCACUAUGGGUUACCGUGGACGAAGAAAGUCGCUCAAGCGCUUAGCAGCACCUAAAUCAUGGAUGCUAGAUAAAUCUGGAGGAGUUUUUGCACCUAAAUGUAGUCCUGGACCUCACAAAGCUCGUGAGAGCUUUCCCUUGACACUGUUUCUGCGUAACCGUUUGAAGUAUGCACUUUCUUACACCGAAGUGAAAAAAAUUGUCAAGCAGAGGCUUAUCAAAAUUGAUGGGAAAAUUCGUACUGAUAACUGCUACCCCACAGGAUUCAUGGAUGUUGUUACCAUUGACAGAACCAAUGAAAACUUUAGGAUCUUGUAUGAUGUGAAAGGAAGAUUUGUUGUUCAUAGGAUUAAAGCAGAAGAAGCCAAGUACAAGUUGUGUCGCGUUCGUAAAACUGGCACAGGACCUAAAAAUGUUCCCUUCCUUGUCACCAAUGAUGGCAGGACUAUUAGGUAUCCAGAUCCAUUGGUGAAGGUUAAUGACACUAUCAUGCUUGACAUAGCUUCUGGCAAGAUGAAGGAAUUUAUCAAGUUUGACACAGGCAACCUUGUGAUGAUUACUGGUGGCCAUAACUUGGGACGUGUUGGAACCAUUACUCACAGAGAGAGACAUCCUGGUUCAUUUGAUAUUGUCCAUGUUAAGGAUGCGCUUGGACACACUUUUGCCACCAGGUUGUCCUAUGUGUUUGUCAUUGGUAAAGGAAGCAAACCUUGGAUCUCUUUGCCAAGAGGAAAAGGUGUUAAGCUGACCAUUUCUGAAGAGAGAGACAGGAGAAUAGCUGCUAAGACCCAGUAAAAGAUUAACUUUGUCUGAGACCUAAGUUCAAUAAAUUAACUGACACAUUUA